AUGCUACACCGAGCAGGUUUGGUCCUGCCACUCCUGGCCCUCGCAAAAGCGCAUUCACAAUCAUCUUUCCUUCCCACGAACGAUUGCCCAAUCCUGGGACCGAGCUUCCCUUCAGACUUCGAUAUUCCUCAGUCUAAGUACAUCAAAGAAGCCAUUGAGGCCUUCCCAUCUCUUGUCGACAGACUGUUCGAAGAGGAGGUGCUUCCCAAAAACGCGACAUCUUUCCAUAUCGACGUGUUUUCAACCCGAACGAAUGCUUCUAUCUAUGAAUACUCGCAUACGGCGGAUAUCCAUAAGUCAGCUCUGACCAGUGGUGUUCUUGAUGAUGGCACUAUCUUCCGCAUCGGAAGCGUGUCGAAGUUGUUCACCGUGUACACCCUUUUGAAUGUUGCUGGCAUUGAGAUAUUCCAGCAUCCUGUCACACAGUAUCUUCCGGAGCUCAAGGGGAACACCAACAGAUCGAAGAUCAUAUGGGAAGAAAUAACAGUGGGCGCUCUUGCAUCGCAGCAGGGAGGCGUUGGAGGUUUCCGUAAGUCCAGCGACUAUCCGUCCGAGAACGUUGACUAA
This is a messenger RNA of Didymosphaeria variabile, 567 nucleotides long. RefSeq lists its product as uncharacterized. Bases 1 to 567 code for a protein of 188 amino acids. The record is from RefSeq and is a predicted model, not a curated record. Lineage: Eukaryota; Fungi; Ascomycota; Dothideomycetes; Pleosporales; Didymosphaeriaceae. The transcript has a single exon.